AUGCGGUCCUCGCGCCUCUCUCAGGAGACGGCGAAGCUCUUUGGCACCACACCACAUUCUGAGCCUGUUCUCCGGCGCUCGACGCGCUCCUCGCUCUCCCGCUUCGCCUACCGGGAAUCUUCAGCAUCAUCCAAAGACGAUGAUGAGACGUCCGACAUCACCUUCGGCUCUGACAUCGAGGACGCAAUCAAGUCAAAUGCCACCCCUUCGCCACCGCCCAACGGGCGGACGCGGAAGCGCAAGCGCACAACGACCAUCGUGAAACCCGACGCAUCCGCUGCCUCCCCCAGGAUCAAGAUCAAGACCGAGACCGAGACCACAUCUACGACCUCCUCGCUCGCAGACGUCCGCUCCCCGCCCAAGCCGCGCAAGGUGCGCAAGCCGGCGCGCACCACGACGGACCCCUCGACGGGCGCGACGACGACCGCGCCGCCGUCGGACUGGGAGGAGAUGUACGCGCUGGUGAAGGCGAUGCGGCUGACAGGGCCUGCGGCGAACGCGGCGGUCGACACGAUGGGGUGCGAGCGGCUCGCGCAGCCGGGGGCGUCGGCGCGCGACCGGCGCUUCCACACGCUCGUGGCGCUGAUGCUGUCGAGCCAGACCAAGGACACGGUCAACGCGGUGGCGAUGGCGCGCAUGCAGGCCGAGAUGCCGCCGUACAAGGAGGGCGCGCCGCCCGGGCUGAACCUCGAGAACAUGCUUGCGGUGGACCCGGCGAAGCUGAAUGAGAUGAUCUGGCAGGUGGGCUUUCACAAUAACAAGACGAAAUAUCUCAAGCAAGCGGCCGAGAUCCUACGAGACAAGUUCGGCGGCGACAUUCCCCCGACCAUCGAGGGCCUGACGUCGCUGCCGGGCGUGGGGCCCAAGAUGGCCUACCUGUGCAUGGGGGCCGAGAACGGGUGGAACACGGUGGAGGGCAUCGGCGUCGACGUGCACGUGCACCGCAUCACCAACCUCUGGGGGUGGAAUGCGACCAAGACGCCCGAGGAGACGCGGCUGGCGUUGCAAUCAUGGCUGCCGCGCGACCGCUGGAAGGAGAUCAACUGGCUGCUUGUCGGCUUCGGCCAGAAGGUGUGUCUGCCUGUCGGCCGUCGGUGCGGCGACUGUGAGCUCGGCCUGCGCGGGCUGUGCCGGUCCGCUGAGCGUAAGAAGGUCCUCGAGGGCCGCAGGGUCAGGGAGGAGCGCACCAAGGUCGAGGAUGAUGGGACGGUCGUCAAGACGGAGGACGUAAUGCAGGAGACGGCGCUGAGAGACGUCGUGGUGAACGAGGAGGUCGUGCCGAGUGUCUUGGAUGACAAGGAGCCGGCGAAAAGUCGCAGGCGAGUCAUCAAAAGUGAGACAGUGGCGUAG
Messenger RNA from Phaeoacremonium minimum UCRPA7, 1350 nucleotides. RefSeq names its product putative dna repair protein ntg1 protein. Lineage: Eukaryota; Fungi; Ascomycota; Sordariomycetes; Togniniales; Togniniaceae. Bases 1 to 1350 code for a protein of 449 amino acids. The record is from RefSeq and is a predicted model, not a curated record. Gene Ontology annotation, molecular function: DNA binding; DNA-(apurinic or apyrimidinic site) endonuclease activity; oxidized pyrimidine nucleobase lesion DNA N-glycosylase activity. Gene Ontology annotation, biological process: base-excision repair; base-excision repair, AP site formation; nucleotide-excision repair. The transcript has 2 exons. Gene Ontology annotation, cellular component: nucleus.